GGGGGAGGGGGGUCCCCUGCAGACAAUGUUACCAUACCCACCCCGCUCCACAAACACCAAACUGAUCAUCAUUCAUUCAUCACCUUCUCUCCAAACCCUAGUUUACAGGAAUUCCGAGACUUCCAACUUUUAUAAUUCGGGUUCACUAGCUAGCGCUAUCAUGUUUGAUCAGGAAAGCAAGCUUCCCAGCUCCCAUUUUCAGAGAUUCAAUCCCACCUUCAGCUAUGAGAAUUACAGGAGUAGCUUGAGUGGUGGGGGGAUCCAGUUUACAGCCCGAGGUAUGGGUGGGGGUGAGGAUGAGUCGAGUGGUGUGUGUUCGCCGCCUUUGUGGAAGAACACGAAUUACCGGCAACUGUCGCCGAAUUCGAGGGCUCAGGCAAUAGCCAGAGGGCAGUGGGAGCUCAUGGAGAUGGUGAAGAACAUGCCGGAGUCUAGCUACGAGCUCUCUUUGAAGGAUCUGGUCGAGCAGCCACCGAGAAUGGAAGCCAAGGAAGAGCGCUUGGUUGGAGAGAAAAUUGGUUUUGGUAGAAAGAGCGAAAGCCAAGAAGGGAAGAGGAUCAAAAGAAAAGCGAAGAUGGUGAGAAGCGGAAGCGUCGAGAAUGGAGGGUUGCUUCUGAAAAUGGUGUUUCCGCUUUCGUUGGGAUAUUCGAAGAAGAGGAACAGCUCGGCAGCUAGCACUGCCUGUUCGAGAGUUUCGCCGAAGCCUGAGCCGGCGGAAUGGUGGAAGAGAAGGCUUUCGGGUUUAAGUGAGAGCGGUAGCAGCGGCGGCAGCAGCCGGAGCAGCAGCCUGAGCGGCAGCACCAGGAAGAGUAAUGGGUAUUGGGCGGGCUGCUGGUCCUUCAUCCCACGGAGAAAUAAAAGAAAUGAAAAGUGAAGUGGGCACAAGCAAGCCUGAUGAAUUUUCUGCCUGCUGUUGCUGUUGUUUAUUAGAUGAAGGGGGAAUUAUUACUAUUAAUAUCAACAUGAUAGAGAUUUGGAGAUGCAUGUUUGACCAAUAUUGUGUAUGUACAUAUUAUCCCUUUACCAUUAUUAUUUUUUUUUAA
This is a messenger RNA of Diospyros lotus (date-plum), 1043 nucleotides long. RefSeq lists its product as uncharacterized. The transcript is spliced from 2 exons. Bases 26 to 874 code for a protein of 282 amino acids. NCBI's taxonomy places the organism in Eukaryota, Viridiplantae, Streptophyta, Magnoliopsida, Ericales, Ebenaceae. The record is from RefSeq and is a predicted model, not a curated record.